Pseudomyrmex gracilis is the source of this 9811-nucleotide messenger RNA. It is a transcript of the gene Ubr3, whose product is annotated as E3 ubiquitin-protein ligase UBR3. The transcript is spliced from 28 exons. The coding region runs from base 1067 to 6880 and encodes 1937 amino acids. Gene Ontology annotation, biological process: protein ubiquitination; ubiquitin-dependent protein catabolic process via the N-end rule pathway. The record is from RefSeq and is a predicted model, not a curated record. Gene Ontology annotation, cellular component: ubiquitin ligase complex; cytoplasm. NCBI's taxonomy places the organism in Eukaryota, Metazoa, Arthropoda, Insecta, Hymenoptera, Formicidae. Gene Ontology annotation, molecular function: ubiquitin protein ligase activity; zinc ion binding.
UAAAAUAGGUAGUCAUCGCUCAUUAAUUAACCAUGUAAGAAUUAUCACUGACGAGAGAAAGAGACGGAUUAAAUCUCUCGAGGGCAAAAUAUACAGCGGAUGUGAUUCCAUCGGACCUGACAAAUUAAUAUUCGUCUCGAUCGGUUUUUUGAUUUGACGUAUAUAUAUAUAUAUAUAAAUUUCAUAUUAGAGCGUUUUUAGCAUCACGUCUCGACCUCAACCACGUCGAUAAAGCAGACGAGAGUUCAGUGAUCGUCGAGCGAGACAGCGGACGCGCCAGUGGAGGCUGUUCCGAUCACUUCGUGUCGGUCCCUUCCCGGGAGUCAUUUUUCUCAAAGGUUCAAAUCGGUUCGGCCGAUCGGUUGAUCGAUCGGUUCUUCUUCGACGUUCGUCGAUACAUUUUCGUCGGUUUUUUGCCGAAUCGAACCUCUCUCGCGCAUCUUCGUAUCACAAGUUUCGUAUCACGCCGUGCCGUGUCGUGCCCGUGCCGUGUCGUGUCGUCGUCGUCGCCAAUUUUCGCCCGCUGGGCGCGAGUCAUCCGUGAUCGUGUGCGCGUUCUCGUCGUCGCCCCGUGCGCGUAUCCCGUUCCCGAAGAAGACGCGCGCGACCGGGGAACCCGGAAGGAAGCCGCCGUCAAAUCAACGACCGGUUUAACGUCGCGGUUACCGCAUACGGUAAACGCGCGGCGGCCGCGUUAACACACGUUUGCCGUUUUAACACACGGCGAGUCCUCGCUCGCACGGAACCAUCGAACUUCGUCAUGCUGUUGUCAGCCGCGACCGCCGCGACGACAACGACGACGACGACGACGAAGACGACGAAGACGAAGUUUUCCGGGUCGAUGCCGUUGGGAGGAAACGCGUCCUCCCAGUGCUGAUAUGCGGGACCACUGGCCGAAUGCUUGGUCCGUGGACCUUACUCGCUACUUCGUAAAUAAAUAAAUAAAAGUCCAAGUGAUUAUUGAAACCCGAGACCCGAGAGUACGACAACAACACAACGGAUCAACGACGACGACAACAACAACAACAAGUCGUGCUCUUCCGAAGUAAACAACCAGGGGUUCAGGAUGGCCUCGACCUCAAGCAGCACAUCCCCGGACGUACAGGUGCUAAUGGGCAAGGGCAAACGUGGGGCGGCCGCUUACAUCAGCCGUGACACUGGUGGCUGCCUGAACGAGCUGCUGGACGUUCUGCUCAACCCCAGCACGGCCAUCGACGACUGGGAGACCAUUGACUGGUGCAAGUGGCUGAUGGCCGGCGGUCGCACGCCCGACGAAUUCGCCAGCACAGUACGUACUUACGAUAAUGCUACCACCUGCGGUUUGGUAUGGACACCAAACUUUGUGGCAUAUCGGUGCCGUACUUGCGGCAUCUCUCCCUGCAUGUCCUUGUGCACGGAGUGCUUUAAGAAAGGAAAUCAUCAUCGACAUGAUUUCAACAUGUUUCUUAGCCAAGCAGGUGGUGCGUGUGAUUGCGGCGACACAAAUGUGAUGAAGGAAAUUGGAUUUUGUGAUAGACACGGGCCGAAGGCUGCUGUAAACAAGUCAGUCGCGCCAUCAGACUUGAUGUGCGUAGCCGAGGCAAUGAUGCCCAGAAUUAUUCUGCGGCUUAUUCAACACUUGCGUGAAAAUUGUAAAAUGGGAGUACCAGAUUACAGAAGCGCUAUACACGAGGCGGAUCGGUAUCUAACGAUGCUUCUCGAUCUGAACAACAUGGGCGCAUUAAUGAGACGCGUUAUUACAUCAGCUCUCACAAAUCCACAAAAAUACCGAGGUCUCAUGGAUCCGUCGAACUUGACAGGACAAUCGGAAUACGACAAUUAUUGUCAAGAUAGUAACAAGAUAUAUCAGCAUGCCGUCAAGUCGUUGCCGAAUCCAGAACCUCCUGACGAGUAUAAAGAAUGCGUGUCGCUUCAAGAACAUUUGGAACACACUACCUUUUUGGAGGAACUGAUGUUCUGGACUGUUGCUUACGAGUUUCCGCAGAAGUUGGUCUGUCUUCUCCUGAACAUGUUGCCGGAUCCCGAUUACAAGGAGGCUUUAACUCGCGCUUUCGUGCUACAUUACAGUAGAAUCUCAAUGAUGCUCGAACGUUCCACGGAUCCCGACACGCUGAGCAACAGAGUGGUGCAUGUUAGCGUGCAGCUCUUUAGUAACCAGAAGCUGGCCGUAAAAAUGGUUGAUCAGUUGAAGUUGUUACACGUGAUGGUUAUCAGCUUGAAAUACAUGAUGAGCAAAAUACUCAUUCAAAAUACUCUACACGAUCCGGACAAGAACUUUCAUUACGUCGUGGAUUGCGGACGUCAGGUGAUGAAGGAGCAUUGUUACUGGCCGUUGGUUUCCGAUUUGAACAACGUGUUGUCACACAAACCGGUCGCCGUUCGAUUCAUGAGUGACAACACUCUUCUGGAAAUGUGGUUUGACUUUUUGUCGAUGUUCCAAGGUAUGAACGUCAACCAGAGAGAAUUGAGUCAGCACGUGGAAUUUGAACCCAACACGUAUUACGCGGCAUUCAGUGCCGAGCUGGAGGCUAGCGCGUAUCCAAUGUGGGCCAUGGUUUCGCAUCUUCGCGGACCCGAGAGCGCAGCGCUCAGCCGACGAGUGCUCAAUUACUGUCUCACAGCUUUGCAAGAUUGGCUUGACGCUGUCAACUAUACGGAUCCAAACGUGAGCGAUAGUUUACAAGUGUCGUUUCAUCUGCCGCUUCAUCGAUAUCUCGCGGUGUUCAUGUGUCAGGCGAUCAGACAACAGGGAGCGACUCUACGCGAACUGCUACCGCCCACGGAUGUGCUGCAUCUUCUCAUGAUGCACCCGCUACGAAUACAAGUCGCUUUUUACGAGAUUUUGAAUGGAUUGUGGGUCCGCAACGGAUUGCAAAUAAAGGGUCAGGCUAUGACUUACAUACAGUGCAAUUUUUGCAACUCCAUGGUGGACGCCGAUCUUUAUCUGUUGCAAAUCUGCGCCACAAAAUUACUACCAGACGUUUUUCUGAAAACCAUUAUUGAAAAAUUUCACGUAAGGGAAUGGAUGAGUUUGUGUCUGUAUCACGCUCCGCAAAACGAGUACCUCGAGGGCGAGCAUGGUACUCCAAUGUUGGAGAGCUGUUUGACAUUUUUAGCUAUGUUGGUUAACGUGAGAACCAACCUUGGCUUAUCAGAUCCUGAAAUGUCACGUCUCGAAAUGGUGACGUUGUUAUGUACCGGUGAUAAGACACACAGUCAGCUGAUGGAACUGAUGCCGGAACGUUGCGGAACCACACAAAACAGAGAUUUUGAAUCUGUCUUGGCUGCAGUGGCACAGUACAGACCUCCAAAUCUCGAAGCGAGUGGCAAUAUGCAACAAGGCAUGUACGUACCGAAGCCUCACGUAUGGGACGAAUUGUUCGAUCCGUUGCACGUGCUCUUACGAGCGGUGCACAGGAGAGAUUUUCAGAUAUCCAUGGAUCGUUUUACGGAAUACGUAAAACAAUCGGGUAAACUGAAAAAUGGUGCUACUCCCUGGCCGCCGUUCAGACAUCCUGCUCCGGUAUCGGCGGAUUACGAUGAUCCGCGAAUCGUUCUACGUUCCAGAGUCUUUCACGCUAUGAUCCUAAUAAUACUCUACAAGGCUGUAAACGGACACAACAUAUCGGAACAUAUUAUGGCAUUGGCGAUUUAUCUUUUGGAAAUGGCGGUUGUCACAGCAGAACCCCGAGAUAAAUCAAUAAGUCCUCUUUGCCAGUAUACCGGCGGCACUUAUCGUGUGAUAAAAGAUAUGGACUUGGCCGGAUGGUACGAAAAUGACAGCCUCUUCGAAAAUCUGAGGACGGUUAUACCUCGAGUAAUUCUAGUCCAAGAGUCGGAACCGAAUAGCUCGGAUAGUGAGUUUGAAUGGGAGAUUCAAGGCGAAGUGGGCGAGGUGGCAACAUCCUUGAUGCUGAACGACGGCGCGGAAGAUGCCACGGAGGAAACCUCUCUCGAGCUGUUGGGAUUCACCGUGGAUACCAUCAGAAACGAGAACACGUCGAACGCUAACGCCACAUCACUACCGGCUUUACUACCGUCGACCGAAAGUGCUCUGCCAGCUUUACCAUCGACCAGUGUGGAAUAUGAUAUAGCCAUUGUACCCGAAGAUGGAAUCGUCGCCAUACCGCGUAACAACAGCGACGAGGAUCUCUCGAUACCGUUACAAAGAGCUCUACCAUCAUCCGGGGAAGAAUCUAUGGCUCUGGCAAUCGAAUCGUCUUCUUCAUCAGAUACUUUGGUUAACAAUCAACCUGCUUUACCACCCGCUAUUCAAUGCUCAACGGUUGUGACCGGGAAUGAGAUAGUCGCGACACAGCCGGUUACUUACAGGGCGGUUACAGAAAUCGUUCCAUCCACGUCGAAUUCCCACAAACACUUCAACAGAAAAGAUUUACAGAUGCAGCCGCAAUCGGUUAAGGUUGGGGAGAGCAUUAUUUCUCUAUUGUUGAAGUUGCACUCUCAACUAUCAGGCUACAAUACCGAACAAAAUAUCACGAUCUCUGACAACGAUGCCGGCAGCAGCAGCAGUAGCUCGUCCACGUCGUCGAAGGAAUCGCGAAUUGGCGACGGGCCUUUCUUCAUAUCGCAGCUGCUUCGCAAAAUAGCGGAUUUAGAUCCUCUUUGUAAACAAGCUAUUAUUGAGACAAGGAACAAAUUGUGGCCCCGUAUGCAGGAGAACGAAGAGGACGAACAGCGCGAACGGGAGAAUCGUGAGCGCGAAGAACGACGGAAAAGGGCGAAGGAAAGGCAGCAAAAGCUAAUGGCGGAGUUUGCCAACAAGCAAAAGCAAUUUAUGGAAGAAGCAAUGAAGACCGAGGAAGCGGGAUCAUCCGGUAUGGACUGGGAUCAGGAGGAAAAUACGACUAGACUCGCCAGUAAAAAAGAGUACGACUGCGUGAUAUGUAAUCAAACUACUCCCAGCAGUGAGGACAAGCCGAUGGGACUUGCUGUAUUAGUUCAAUCAUCUAGCAUUAUUGGACAUCAACGACAGACGCCGGAAAGAUUGGUUUUGCCUACGUCCGACGACGAUCCGCCUAUACCGAAGGGAGACACUCGGGGAGCUUAUUCCGACCGUAGAAUAGACGAAAUGAGUCGUUUAUUUAACACGAUUUCAUGGGUACUGUCGCUGAAUUUGGGCUGGGAAGGCGGGGUCCACGUGCAGACUUGUGGCCACCAUCUUCACUUGGAUUGUCUCAAGUCUUAUCUAGAGUCUCUUCGUAGUCAACAGCGGCAGCAGAGUAUAGCGGUCGAACGGGGCGAAUACCUGUGCCCGCUGUGUCGACAAUUGGCCAAUUCUGUACUGCCGCUUUCGCCGCAGUUUGGCGAAUGUUCGGCGGUGGUGCGAUCUCGUCACGCUUCCACAAAGACCAUAUUAACGGAUCUGAACACUUUCCUCAAAGAGAUACAACAAACUCCAAUCUCUUCAAAUUUGACCAUAGCAAUGGGCAAGGCAAUGGAAGAUAUGACGAGUUGCACGUAUUUAAAGUAUAAGCAAAAGAAUUGUGAAACUAAUCACCAUAGCUUGUUCCUCUUCGUAACGUCUAUAGCUCGAACCAAUUUUGAAAUUGAACUCGUUCAGCGCGGUGGAUCGUUGUGUGUCCCGCCGCCAACUACAAUACCUUUGACACCUAAACGCGAUUGCAUAGUCGCUCUUCUUCAUGUCCUGGCGGUACACGCUCGGGUGUUGACCGCUUGGCCAGUCCAUCAUGUUUGGCAGCAAUUAUCUGGUAUACAUCUGAUGGAGGAGUCGACAUCUUCUCUCGCUUUAACGCCACACGAGAGGGAAGUUCCUUUAUUCUUACGAGAUCCGACUGCCAUGCUCAUUCAAUUUAUACUACUGUUGCCACUGCAUCUUGAUCGAACAUAUUUCUCUGGUGUGGUAAAGGUUCUCUACAACUUACUGUACUAUCAGGUGAUACUACAGAUAAGCUGUAACUUUUCGCGAGCAGAACGAAAUACAAUCCUGAAGAGAAGACGCAGCUGCGCCGCCACGUCCUCGGAGACUGCACUGGCCGAGAUUAUCGAGUUUUUUAAAGACAGCGGACUUUAUUCUGGCACGGACGAUGAGAAACCGUCCACUUCGGCUUCUCCAUCUUACGUCAGAGUGAAAACGCAUUGUCUCGAACAACAGAUUCAAUCGCUCUGCUUGCCGUUCCUUCGAGUGGCGGCGUUAUUGCGUCAUCACUUGUACGAGCAGCCGUUGCCGGUAAUCAGGGCGCCGCAAAGCGAGUUCGUUAGAUUGGUUUAUUAUCUAGAACUGGUCACGGAGGGCAUGAAUUGGGAUAGUUUUAGUUCGGCAGUAGCUCUGAACUGGCAAGAACCGGACGCGUGCGUCUCAGUACCGAUAUUCUGGUGCAACCAGUUGCUCACAUUUCUAACUAACUGGCAAGGCCAUCUGCCAGCCCGACGAUUGGUUAUGGAGCAACACAUAUCGUGGCAGAUGCCGAAACUGCUUAGUCUUCCGCGGGAAUACGAGAAAAUCUUCACGUAUUAUCACGAGAGACAAUGCAGCCAAUGUCAUUCUGUUCCUCAAGAAAUUGGCAUUUGUUUGUUGUGCGGAACGAUCGUCUGUCUCAAGCAAAAUUGUUGCAAACAGAUGAAUGUCUGCGAAGCUAUUCAGCAUUCGAUCGAUUGCGGAAGCGGUACAGGCAUUUACCUUGUUGUAACUUCGACCUACAUCAUCGUGAUACGUGGUCGACGGGCGUGUUUGUGGGGAUCGCUGUAUCUUGACGAUUUCGAGGAAGAAGACCGAGAUCUAAAACGUGGCAAGCCGCUGUACCUCAGCGAGGAUAGGUACAAGCUUUUGGAGCAGCAGUGGCUGGCACACAGAUUCGAUCACACGAAGAAAACGUGGGUAUGGCAUCGCGACGCCUUGUGACCUUUCACGAUGUCGUCACACGGUGUUCGUCGUUCUUAAAUCACGAAGAACCGAAGACUCUCUCUCUCUCUCUCUCUUUCUCUCUUUUUUCUUUCUUUAUCUUUCUCCUGCAGUUAACUCUCACGCAAAGAUGCCUCGCUCUUUCGCAGUAAUAUCCGCGCGCUUUGAUGACUAACAGAAAGUAGUACCACACUUUCCUUCCUCACGAAUAUAUGCUAUAUAUUUAUUAUGCAAUAUAAUGUAUUAUUGGGUAAGUAUAAGUAUAGAUGUGUAUAAAAUGAAAAAAAAUUAAAAAGUAUUAAAAAAAAACCUACACGCAUCUGGGAAGAGGAUAAAAAUUGUGUUCACGUAGUCGCGCGCGAAGAUUUAAUUUGGAUCGAUAUCACACACUUGUGUAGAAAUUACGUCCUCGAAUUGAAAUCUUGUACAUUUUAUUUAAGUAUGUAUAUGCACACGGCUACUUCGGUUUCUUUUUUUUUUUUUUUUAUUUUUUUUUUAAUCCUCACGCGUAAUUAUCUUCGAAAUAAAUUUGAUCGAAAUAAUAUUCUCAUCUCCGCAGAGUUUUGCGCGCGUUUCUACGUUUUCUCUUCUUCAAACUUCAAUUAUUUCUCAAAUAUUGUUUAACUCUCGAUAAAACUGUUCUCUCAAUUUCGAGGAUGAUUACGCCGAAAGAUGGAAGUAAAAGAUAUACAUAUAUAUAUAUAAAUAAAAACUUGUCCUAACGAUAUGACACACAGAAGAGUACUUAUCUAGUGCGUAGCGUUUGUACCUUUUAGCAGAGGAAAGAAUUUUGAAAGUGACAAGAACGUGAGAAGAAAAUCGCGCGUCGCUAUUUUCCGAACAAUCGUCUUCAUUUCGGAGACGGGAUAUAUAGGUUUCUGGAUCCUCUGUAUUCCUUUUCAUUUCACGAAAAUAUAUUUACGAUAUAAUUGCAGAUUCUUCUCCCCUGCAAAGUACUUGCAAAUUUUUCGAGCGUAAAAGCGCGUAGAAUUUCCAUGCUAUUACCAUUACUAAAAAAAAAAAAAGAAAAAAAGAAAAGAAAAAAAGGACGUAUGGUUAAGAGUGUGGAAAGACAAAAAGGAAAAGGUGAAAAAGAACUCUCAAAGACUGAUAUGUCUUUAAUGCUUUCUUAUAGGAAUUUCUAUUUAUGUCCAACGAGAGAGCUAGAAUUUAUAUUGUCAGAGACUAUUUUUAUUAUUUACAUCUGAUAUAACACACACACGCAUUCACAGACGUACACAUACAUACAUACACACACACACAUACACAAAUAUAUAUAAUAUUAUUUAAUCUUUGUGAUACGAGCUGUAAUGAGAUGAAAAAGACGGAUAACAUGUACGAGAAUGAAUCCAAGUGCAUUAAUGUAGGAGCGGAAAGUUUUUGUCACGCCUUCUAGUGCAUGACAAACUAUAAGAUAAAAUCGAUACUAGUUUCUUGCUUCGGGGAUACAGUGUAGGAGCUGUGAUUCACGAUUUUUCUCAGUGUGUGUCAACGGACUAGAAAAAAAAAAAAAAGAUUAAAGAUACUUUUAUUGCGUCACGUGAAUGUUACGUCGUGAAAUCACACACACACAGACACACAGGAUUUUAUGUCGUGGAGUUUGGACUUCAUAAAUAUUAAGUUCACACACAAUUGUGUAUAUACUACUCGUAGUAAUGUGUAACAACACAACCGAGCUGAAAUAUUAUAGCGUCUAAUCUGAAUUUGCGUGAAUCCGUGAAAAGUGACACAACACUUUGUUUUUUUUUGUUAAUAACUAAAACGCAUACACAUUCGCCUCGUGUUAGUUCUUUGGCUAAUAAACAAAUCGACGAAAUUUCUGCAUAUUCUAUAUACGGAUGUAGAGCCAACAUAUGCACGUACAGAAAUGUAGAGCGGAAGUAGCAUCACUCGAUAAGAUUGCAGUUUUUUUUUUCUAAAAAACUUUUGAAAACAUACUGAUAAUAAUCAACGCUACUUUUGAAAACUGCUUCACAGUUGAAAGGUUAAUUUGUCCGUUACUUGUUUUUAAGAGAUUCAGUUCGCGUGUUGGAAGAAAAGAAUUAUUUCUGAAGAAAAGAAAUGUGUAUGUACAGAGAGUAUAUAUUCCGCGUCUUACAAUUCUCACUUCACCGAUGAACUUCGAGUGAUAACUCUUCUUUCGAGUCACUUAUUCAUUGUUAAAAAUGUGUGUCCCGGUUCCAAUUGAUUUUACAAAACUAAAUCUUGUCUAAUUUUUGAAAACGAAAAAAAAUCUUUCAAUCGCGUUUCUUUUUCUUUUUUUUUUAAGUUAAAUCUAAGAAUAAGAAAUUGCAUACAAGAAAAUCUUCAAAUUUUUAUUUGUUGCUCAAUUACGAGCAUAUAUAUAUUGAAAAGUGAAAAUUUACGAAAAAGUUUGAAAAUCAGAAACCGAACGAAUCGUCUCUUGUACGUACAUCCAGAGCGAUAUUCAUAUUCGAAUCUUGUGUAUUUAAGAUCAUCUUAAUUUAUAUAUUUUCUAUAUAUGUAUAUUCAACACAUAUAUAUAUAUACAAUUUUAUUAAAAUUUUAUGUUGCGCGCGAAACGAUUAUCAAUAUCGCUCCUAGAGUUUUUCAAUCGCGGUAGGAUUUUUGAACUUCCUUUGUGUUUACUCAUGUGUUUGCGAACUCUAAAAAAUUGCUUCUUAUAUACAUAAUGCACUUUUAUAUUGUAAAUAUAUAUAAUGACAUAGUUCACCAACCGUAUUGCGUUAGUAUAUAUAUAUAUACUACAUAGUCCCUGCUCGAAACAAAAAGAUCUGUAUAUAGAACUAUAUUAACUAUAUAAUUAUUUUUAGGAGUGUCCUUGAUUACAAGAGUUUACAGUAAAAAGCAUAUACGAUUAAAGACCUGAAAAUUUAUUGAGCUAUUAUAUAUAUAUAUAAAAUUACCGAUUACGUUCAAUGUAUAAAAUAAAAGCGAUUCUAUCGAGAA